Molecule: messenger RNA, 2760 nt
Organism: Styela clava
Lineage: Eukaryota; Metazoa; Chordata; Ascidiacea; Stolidobranchia; Styelidae
Biological process (GO): signal transduction
Molecular function (GO): protein binding
Source: RefSeq, a predicted model, not a curated record
GCGCAUUCCUGUGCGACAGGUAGCCUAUGAAUGUUAGGAACAAAUGCUUUUCCUGACGCCAUUCCCGUCUUUUGAUAAACUUGAAUUGAAGCUGAAGUUUGUGAGAUCUGGUGCUUAAAGGUGAAGACAAAGGACACAUGAGAUUUAGCUACCUUUCAGUGUAUCCAAAUUGUUAUUGAUGUUGAAUAUGGGGAUAUAUUGGUCCACCGGAAUACUAGUUUUUACUAUUUGUUUUACCAUUGGAGAAGACAUCCAGAAUGACUGGCCAACAUAUGAACACCCAGGCUAUACCACACAACUAUGUUAUCUUUGUCCUCCAGGAUUCCAUUUAGUGAAUCACUGCGAAUAUUCAAACUCUACAAAACCGGCUUAUUCUACUUGUAAAAAAUGUAGAGAAGGGUAUUUCACUAGAAGCUGGAACAAAGAUGAAUCUUGUAAAAAAAGUAUCAAAUGCAAGUCCACUGACAACAAAUUGGAUCAGGAAAAGGAUCACUGUUGUUGUCCCGUAGGAAUGAUUGAAGAACAUGGACAUUGUGUUCAAGGAAUUUCUAAGCAUAGAGCUCAUCAUGUGAAAUGUCAAAGACAUCAAACAACAUGUCCAGCAUGCCCUGAAAUUCAAGAGAAUAUGGAAACAAAGUUGGAAUACUGGCAUCUUGCAGUAGCAUUCAUGGCAGGGAUGAUAGUGACAUCAAUUUUAGCUGGCAUAGUCACAUGUUGUUGUUUCAGAAGUGCAAAAUGUAAUGUCAAUUUACAAAAAUGCACUGGACCAAGUAUCAAAACUAACGAAGAAAAUGAUAUUGCUAUUCCAAUUAAUGACAGUACACAAGGCAGUCCAGUGUUUGUAGUAAAAAGUUUACAAAAAAGAGUUUCUGAUUCAGGAGUUUCUAUCAGCAUCAUGGGAUCCACAAGUUCAAUAAACUCACGUGAUGAUCAACUCAUGUUCAAGCAAAACCUCAGAGAAAGAAUAUUUUCAUCAUUGAUCGAAAAUGAUGAUUUCACUCCACUAAGUGGUGAAGAUGCAAGGUUAGAUGAUGCAUGUCGCAUCAUGGAACGCUUGGUUGUUCGUGAUCCAACUGAUUUCAACAGACAGGUUUUGGGUUUGUCAAUAGAAGACUGCCUGAGGAUUGAAAAUCAUGGUAAAGAUGUAUCUUCUCAAAUAAGACAUGGAUUUUUAACCUGGAAACAAAUAAAUGGUUCAAAUGCCACUGUAGAUUGUUUGAUGAAUCUCCUACGUCAGGGUGGUAGAAAAGAUGUAGCUGAUGCAAUUGAAAAUCAGCUUGAUACCAGUUCUAUGUAUGAAACAUUGUUCAUGCAAGCAGAACUUGAUAUAGCAAUCAGUUUAUGUGAGAAACACUUGGAUAUCGAAGAUGCUCUGCCUUUAUUCAGAAUGCAAAUGGAGUUGGGUGAAAUGGAAAGUUUUCCAGAAAAGCGUUCAGACUGUGUUAGAGAUGGUCUGAGCAAAUGGAAGGCUAAGCAAGGAAAAUAUGCCACAGUUGAGCUCCUGCUGACCUGUUUAAAAGAAGCAGGAUUGAUGGAUUUACAUGAUAAAAUUUGUCUCAAGUUGAAACUGGAUUCAUCACAUUCCAAUGAAGAAGAUAUGCCUUCACAUGCUGGUGACGAACCCGUUGUGUUAGUGGAUGAAACUCAUCACAACUAGUCCCACAACUAUGAUGUCGGUGCAUUGCCUCCAACAACCGCAUGAAUCAUUCCAGUUCAUUUUUCAAACUUGCCUCAACCAUAUUAAACUCCUGGAAUUAGUCGCAGAAAGGAAGCAUAACAAAUCCUAAAUUUCUCAUUAUCAUGACAAGAAAAAAUUUGAUCUAAUGACUGGGCUUCAAAAAAUGAACUUUUUCCAACCACUAAUCACUUUUGCUAAUAUACAUAUCAUAUAGUUCAUCAAUCUUCUGUGCUACUUUGGUACCGUAUGCGAUUCCAGUGAUUUUACUUAGGUUUAGGAACUGAAUUCUGUGAUAAUAUCUUUAUGAGAUUGGGUUAAGCAAGUGAGAUAGCAUAACAAAGUGGGAUCCAAUAUUCUUGUGCCAAAUGCUAAUAAAUUUUUCUUUGAACUUUUGAUAUUUCAUUUUUAUAUACUCUGAAAGAUACCCAAGUUGUAUAAACUUGAGAUUGUUAACUUAGAAAAUUGGCUGUAGAGUCGAGGGACAAAGGACAAAUUCUUUAAAUUUGAAAAUGUCUCAAACUCCUCGGAAAUUGUGACCACAAAAACCACAAUAGCAGGUCCUAGAUUUCAACUCUGGCUCUUGAAUAUUCAUCACAAAAUCUUUUCAUAUGCAAGCCUUUUUCACUCCAAACUGAGGUUGUAUAGUCAACUUACAUCUCUGCUUUUGAAAAUCUGGCAGCAAUAUACAUUUUGAUUAUCACGAUUGAAAUCUGCAAUUGUGACUCCAACUUCGAUCUCAAUAAAUUAUCAAGCAAUGUCGACCUUGUGAAUUAUUGGUUAUUACAAUUGCUUCGUUUUUGGCAUAUAUAGGAUAAGAUUUACAUAUUUAUCCUGGGGGGAAAGGAAAGCCGAUAAUACGGCUUAAGCAUAUGGCGAACCACGGCCUCUCGUCCGGUGAUGACUUUCUAUGUAUCAACCAUAUCCAUUUAUUAAUGUGAUAGCUAUAUUUAACACAUAUUUUAAAGCCAUGUUAAAUAUUUUAUCCAUAUCUCAUUUUAUAUAUCUCAGCAUAUUACUAUUUUCAUAUAUUGCAGAUGAUUGCAAUACUUCAUGAAUUGUUUUUUAUUUGUCUUUUCUUCAUG